Messenger RNA from Helianthus annuus (common sunflower), 884 nucleotides. RefSeq names its product seipin-2. The record is from RefSeq and is a predicted model, not a curated record. Gene Ontology annotation, biological process: lipid storage; lipid droplet organization. Lineage: Eukaryota; Viridiplantae; Streptophyta; Magnoliopsida; Asterales; Asteraceae. The transcript is spliced from 2 exons. Bases 256 to 690 code for a protein of 144 amino acids. Gene Ontology annotation, cellular component: endoplasmic reticulum membrane.
UCUAACCCUAAAUCACCAUCUCCACUUCCUUCAACCGUCAAUGGAAACCCUAACUAUCUCCCAUCACCCUCUUCCGUCGUCUCUCCCUCGUACUUCCGUCCGCUCCGGCGUCUCCUCCACUCCUCGCUCCGUCACUCUCCUCCACCUCUCGCUUCCUCACUCUCAGAUGCUCUGCUCAAUCUCCAACCGCAUCAGGUGAGGGUGGAUUUUCUGUCGAGUGAUGGUAACGUUCUUGCGAGUACGAGGCAGCCGUGUAUGUUGCGGUUUAAAAGUCAGCCAAUUCGGCUUGUGUCAAAUUUCUUGAAGCUGGCUUCUCUUCUAACCAGAUAUUCGUCAGAAACACACACGUUGGAUAUGAAGUUCAGAGGAUAUAUUGAAAAAGACGUCCAUACUUCCGGUUCGAGGGUCGUCAUUGAACAACGUGCAGAAUUUGCAAGGAGGGGUAGUGUUCCUAAAAUAUACUCCGCGUCUUUGAAGAUAGAGUCUCGACUUCCUUUUGUAAAAAGGAAUUUGUGGUAUUCAAAGUGGUUGAUAUACAUGUGGAUUAGCGUUACGAUGUAUAUAAUGGAGUUGUUAUUCACACUUCUAUGUUGCCGGUCCAUCAUAUUUCCAUGGGAACAAUCUUUGGGUCGUGAUUUAGGUUCUUCAAAUGACGGUGUACCUCAGAACAAGCCGAACGCUUCAAGCUAGCUGCACUUAGAGAUUCCGAUAUGAUUGAUCAUCCUUUGUUCAUGGUAUGCAAUCAAACUCCUGCUCUACCACGUAUAAUCUUGAUGAUUAAAAAUGAAAAAAAAGUACUUCAUGUGAUUUUUGUAUUUUAAGAUUCAUUUGUGAUAUAUAUAACUUUUUAUUGCGAUUAUAUUAUCAACCUAGUUCGUUCUUAA